Messenger RNA from Hylaeus anthracinus, 1916 nucleotides. RefSeq names its product eukaryotic translation initiation factor 3 subunit D (gene eIF3d1). Lineage: Eukaryota; Metazoa; Arthropoda; Insecta; Hymenoptera; Colletidae. Gene Ontology annotation, molecular function: translation initiation factor activity. The record is from RefSeq and is a predicted model, not a curated record. Bases 109 to 1797 code for a protein of 562 amino acids. Gene Ontology annotation, cellular component: cytoplasm; eukaryotic translation initiation factor 3 complex. Gene Ontology annotation, biological process: translational initiation. The transcript has 3 exons.
AAGUCUAUGUAUAAUGGCGUUGCCGGUUCUUCCGUCCUAAGCGAACGAUUGCAAACGAUCCCAACGAUACCAUCGUGUCUUGUCGCUUUCAUGUUGUAAAACUACAGAAUGACGGACGACGUGGUGGUUUUGGAUGAAACUGUUCAGAAGGAAGAAGAGGUAGCUCAUUUUCAAGCUCCUGCUAUUCAACAUAAUCCUAACGGAUGGGGUCCAUGUGAAUUACCAGAUCAAUUCAAGGAUAUACCUUAUCAACCAUUCUCGAAAGGCGACAGAUUGGGCAAGAUAUCUGACUGGACCACACCAGCAUUCCAAGAUAAAAAGUUUCCGAACAAGUAUACAUCACAGUUUGGCUCCGGCAGUCAAUAUGCAUACUAUCACGACGAAGAUGAAACAACUUUCCACCUGGUCGAUACAACCCGUGUACAGAAGCCACCAUACCAACGUGGUGGUCGCUUCCGACAUAACCAAAGGAAUCUACGCGGUCGUGGUGGCCAGCGCGGUGCGUUGAGUCAGAUGCAGCAACUUGGUAAAUUAAAACUCCGUGAAAGAGAACGCAAAGGUCAAACGAAACGCUGGGGUAGACAGCAAGGUUUACGGAAUCAUAAAAAUCAGCCACCGAUCAAAAUUCGCGAUGCAUCUGUUACUGUGAGACCCGACUGGGUAACCAUCGAAGAAAUGGACUUCCCACGCUUAGCAAAACUGUCUUUACCUAGCGUAAAGGAUGGGGAAGAUAUUUUGUGUUGCGGAUCUCUUGAGUAUUAUGAUAAAACUUACGAUAGAGUAAAUGUCAAGAGCGAAAAACCAUUGCAAAGAAUUGACAGAAUUUUCCAUACGGUUACCACUACUGACGAUCCAAUAAUUCGUAAGCUCUCAAAAACAGAGGGAAAUGUUUAUGCUACCGAUGCAAUUUUGGCAACAAUUAUGUGCUGCACUCGUAGUAACUACUCUUGGGACAUUGUAAUCGAGAAAAUUGGAGAUAAAUUAUUCUUUGACAAGCGAGACAACACAGAAUUUGAUUUGCUAACUGUGAAUGAAACCAGUGUUGAGCCACCUCAGGAUGACGGAAACUCUUUGAAUUCUCCUAGAAAUUUAGCUUUAGAAGCUACAUUUAUCAAUCAUAACUUUUCUCAGCAAGUGCUGAAGUCCAAUGAGCCUCGAUAUAAAUUCGAGGAAGGGAACCCAUUUAUUUCGGAAGAAGAAGAAGGCGAUGUUGCUAGUGUUGCAUACCGAUACAGAAAAUGGGACUUAAAUAAUGGAAUUGUUCUAGUCGCAAGAUGUGAACAUGAUGCAGUAAUGCAAGGACCUAAUAAUGAAAUGCAAUUUUUAACGAUCAAGGCAUUAAAUGAAUGGGAUUCAAAGUUGGCCAAUGGCGUUGAGUGGAGACAGAAAUUAGACACGCAACGUGGUGCUGUAUUGGCAAACGAAUUGCGUAAUAAUGCAUGUAAAUUAGCCAAAUGGACUGUCCAAGCAUUAUUAGCAGGUUCGGAUCAGUUGAAGUUUGGUUAUGUAUCGAGGGCAAUGGUUAGAGACUCCAGUAAACAUGUUAUUCUUGGUACUCAGCAGUAUAAACCGAAUGAAUUUGCAACGCAAAUCAAUCUUAACAUGGACAACGCUUGGGGUAUUUUGCGGUGUAUUAUUGAUAUUUGUAUGAAGCAAAAAGAUGGCAAAUACCUCAUUAUGAAAGAUCCGAAUAAGCCAAUGAUAAGGCUUUAUGAUAUUCCGGAUAAUACAUUUGAAAGCGAAGGAGAGGAAGAUGAGGAUGACGAUGAGCCUGUUAACGACGCUUUCCAAAGUUAAUAGAGAUUUUAAAUUUACAUCUCAAUUCCUUUGGAUCAUUGUCCUAAGUCAUCACAAUUUGUACUAUGAGCAUACCCUGUAAAACGAAAGAGUGGGCAAAUAAAAAAAUUUCAAUUGAA